Messenger RNA from Olea europaea var. sylvestris, 330 nucleotides. RefSeq names its product protein LURP-one-related 11-like. The transcript has 2 exons. The record is from RefSeq and is a predicted model, not a curated record. The annotation marks the transcript as partial. NCBI's taxonomy places the organism in Eukaryota, Viridiplantae, Streptophyta, Magnoliopsida, Lamiales, Oleaceae.
AUGGCUAAGAUUCAUCCUCAAACAUCAGUGAAGGGUUCUGAUCACUCAACAUCAGAAAGAGAAACGUUUACAAUAUGGAUGAAAUCCCUUGUAUUCCAUGGAAAUGGUUGCACUGUUUUUAAUUCCAAAGGCGAAGUCGUUUUUCGAGUUGAUAAUUACCAAACAAGACAUAGCAGUGAAGUUUUUCUCAUGGAUUUCAAUGGUGAAGUUCUAUUCUCCAUGAAAAGAAAGGUGAUAAAGAAGCAGUCUUUAUCAGGAGUUCCUUUGGGUGAUGAUGUAUUAACUUUAGUGUUGGAACCUCAAAUGGAUUAUUCACUAGUUAUGGCUCUU